CAUUCCUUCGCUGUCAGUUAGUGCGGUGACAGACGACCAUCGGUGAGCUACCAAUCCAGCUCAAAGUGUAAAUUAUGGAAGAGAUAAAUAACGUUGAAGUCGUUCCGUGCACAGAGUCGGAUUAUCUGAAGCCGUUCAGAGUGCACUAUAACCAGAAUGGCACAAAGAAAUCCUGGGACUUCAUGCGAACCCAUGACAGCGUAUCAGUGCUGAUCUUCAACACCACCUCACACUGUUUUGUCCUCGUCAAGCAGUUCCGUCCAGCUGUAUACAUGUGUGAGUGGGAAAGGACCAAGACGCAGCCGCCUCAGUCUGCUGAAAAAACUGAGGAGGGCGCCUCUGAAGCCGCUGCCGCCGCUGCCCCGGCCCCCGAGUCUCAGGAGGGCCAGUCUGCCUCCGAGGGAGAGAGCUCUCCUCAGUGGCCCCCAGCCUCAGCGGGGGUCACCUAUGAGCUCUGCGCCGGGCUGGUGGACAAACCUGGCCUCUCCCUGGAGGAGAUCGCCCGACAGGAGGUGCUGGAGGAGUGUGGCUAUGAUGUGCCUGCCUCUAAACUGAAGAGGAUUACUUCUUACAGGUCAGGUGUAGGUGUUACAGGUGCCAAGCAGACCAUGUUUUACGCCGAGGUGUCUGACGACAACUGCGUGAGCGCAGGUGGAGGUGAGCCACGGGAGGGAGAGCUUAUCGAGGUGGUCAAAGUCCCGCUGCACGAGGCCAUGACGUUUGCCUACAACGAGCGUAUACCCAAAACCAUGGGCGUCAUUUUUAGUUUCAUCUGGUUCCAUAACAAUAUGUCUCCCAAGUACAAGAUCUCCACCAAUGUGUAACUAGUAUUAACCAACCCUCUUUAUACCGUUUAUUCCAAAUCAAAUCAAACACUGGCCCAGCACAUCCACUCUUCCCCUCAUGGCUCUUCAUCCUGUAUUGCCUUUUUGCUUAUUGGUACAUGAUGAAAGGUGGGCCCCUUGUCUUGUUGCCAACAGGUAUCUUUAUCCUGUUUACCUUUUGAAUUCUUAGUGGUCUUAAUUAUUUUUUCCUGAAAAACAAAUUUGCCAUAGCUGGUUGGCACUGGCACAUUUGUCUGUUCUUGAUUCUUUGUUUUCAUAUACUGUGCCAUCUGUUUUAAAUGGCUGCAUAUCAUUGAUUUCAUUUGCCUGCCCUUGAUUAAAGGAAUACUCCACUGCUUUUAGUGUAGGCUCUUGAAUGUUAUCUGAAUUUAUAAAAGCAAGAAAACACUUUACAGACACCUGAUAUUGGCUGAGAAAAAGACCUCUACCAUUCAGCUUAGUCAAAUUGCAACUUGUUUCAGCCAUUCCUAGAACACCCAGUAUUCAUUGCAAAGUCAUUAUGCUAACCAGCCACGUGCUCCUGGUUAGCCUCGGCUCACUAACAUUUUAAGCCAUGAUGCUAACCAGCCAUGUGCUCCUGGUUAGCCUCGGCUCACUAACAUUUUAGCAUGCCAUUAAAGAUAAAGAGAUAAGGUCAAAAAAAUAAAGGAAAAAAACAGUAGAGUAUUCCUUUAAGCCAUGAUCCAGUAAUGCAAAAACUAUGCUAGUCAAUGGUGGGGCCUUGUAUCGAUCGAGGUGUUGGAUGUGUUUUAACCACCACUUGUUCAAGCAUGCCUCAGUUAAGUUCUUUGACCCACAGCCUUUAAGCAAUACUUACCAUAGUACCCCGGGCUAAACAAUCACUCAGUGUCACUGAAAACAACUCUCACUCUGUUAGAACAUAUUCAUAAGACUUUUUCUUCUACAAGCAAAAUGUGUUGUGGUAUUGUUUCACUUUACAGAAAAACCAUACACCUACCACCUCACAGAGGGCCUAAUUUUAGUUUUGAGUGUGUCAUUGUUCUCAAGCACAAUCCUGCAAUGGGUUAUCGUUAGUUUUCCGAACAUGUCAGUGAAUAACCUUAAAUACCUUCGACAUAGACAAGUUUUAAUUCCAUUUUUAGAGUUUUGAAGGAAUUCUUCUUUUGACUUUAUGUUGCCUAUAUUUUUCUGAGAUAAAGACAAACUGGAAAUACAGUAGAGAGGACAAUGGUAUAAAGGCUAAAUCCUUUAGAGAGUUAAUUUUCUACCCAGCAUGUUAAGGUUACAUUUUGAACACAUUAAUGCAGGUAUAGGAGCAAAUGACUUCAUUUAGUAGGUUCUGUGUAGUAAAUCUCAGAUGGUCAUUAACACACAAACCUAAUCUCACAAAGUGAAUCUCAACAGCAGUUUGCCAAAAUCUCAGGUCCAAAUACUCAAACUGUUGGUCAUAUUCAGGGUUGAUCUCUGGAUGUGAUGAUGACCAGCGUGCUUAUUAUUAUAUUUCCAAAUCACUUUUAGAAGUUUAAAGGCAACCAAGUUCGUACAGUUCUUACUAUAUGUUAGUAUUUUCUUCAUUCAAAAAGGGCUGGUACUUCAUUUAGUAAUUAAUAUGUGAAAAGGAAGAUUCUCCCCACCUUUAUAGUUUUGUUAAAAAUAUGCAAGUUACAACGCAAAGACAAUACUGUUUUUAGAAAAUAACUGCUCACUUAAAACAGGUAACACAACUCCUUAUUUAUGCAUUAUUAUAGUUAGAUCCAUCGCACAUCUUCAGCCACAGUGACGCAUAAGUGAGAGUUCAACUCUCCUCGGUGCACCUGUAGAAGUUAUUAAGUUACAAGCUGUAUGUGUGACAACAUUUAUUGAGUUCAAUUGGACUGUUAAAUGAUUUUUAAAAAUUACCUGCCUGAUUAAUUUGGUCGUUUGUUGACUAAAAGGUAAAGUGCUGUAUGUUAGUUAUUUUUUGUAAGAGAUUUAACUGCAAUGUUAGUAACACCUCGAACAUAUAGAAGAUGUCAAAGCAAAAUCAUAGAGCCGAAAUUCUGGUCCCCAUUAUACAACUUACUGUUGAUGUAUUUGUCUGCUCUCUGUGAGGCAGGUUACCUUGUCUGGUAUAAAAAUGAAAAAAAAAAAAAUACUUGAGGUGAAUAUGAGAAUCAGUCCAGGAUUUAUUUUGUUCUUCUAGGCUUUUUUAACCUGAGGAACAGCUGACAAUCAAAUGUCAACAUUGGUCUUUUUUUUUUUUUUUACACAUAAAACCUUGUGGGUUUUUUGUCAGUUUUCCCCCCAUUGGUUAAGUGUAUGUUCUUGUCCCUACUGAAUCUCUCAGCAGAGGACUGAGCAUCAUUUUAGGGCAUCUCAGUGCAGUUCUGCGGUGGUACAAAUGCAUUGUUCUUAUAUACACAAACAAAGUCAAGGGAAUUUGAAUCAACCAAACUAAAUAUGGUUUGUUUCACACACUGAGUCAAACAUUUAGGAGAGUAAUUUCUACCCAUACUGUUUAGGAAUAUAUGCAGAACCCUAAAGCCAUAUUUAUGCCCAGUCAUUGAGCUUCUUUGUCCGUCUGUCCGUUGAAGAUCAUUCCUUGAUGUAGGAUUGUAUAGUUUGCUGGAACUGCUUGAAUUAUUUUAAUUUUAUUGGUUUUCUUGGAAAGAGAAAGAUGAAUCCCUGUGGAGCACCCAAACCUGAAUAAUAGUAGAUACCCAACACUAAAUCAGAUUCUCUUUGUGGUGUUGGUGUCAAUUGUUAAUUUGUAAGCAGGAUUUCAAACGCAUACAAACAAUAGGAUGUAUCUACUUAUAUCAGGACACAAAACCAUGAAAAUGACCACUGUACUGUUAGUGUUAUGUGUUACUUCCAUGAGGCAUGUAGAGUAAAUCACAAAAAGAACAGAAACGGUAACACUAACAGGGCUUAUAAACAAAAUUAUUUCAACUACUCUUUUGCCACCAUAAUAUCUUUAAAUGUUUUUUAGCUUUCAGAAAUUUUUUUAUUUGGCACCUUAUCCUUGUCAGAUCAGUGCUCUCACUCCUGUACCUCCUUAUUUUCUCCACUUCUCUUCCUCCAUGUGACAAUCUUUUCUUUAGUUUUCAGUUAAAUAAGGUCUAAGUGGAUCUCAACAUGUGUUGAGAGUAUUGGAAGAUUCCCAAUGGUGCUCACGGUUUUCCAUUGCCGUCGUCUUGUCCAGUAUAAGAUGAACCCGUAGUGGGAAUAAUGAACUUGUGGAAUAACUCAUUAGAAAAUGAUCUGCAUUCCAAAGUUGAUAUAAAUUUUAAAAUAAACAAAGAUUUCUAAAAUUAACAAAACCCUCAGUUCGCUGAAAUGAGGCCAUCUGCUUGUGAUCGGCUCGGUGUAAAAGAUGACAAACAAAGCCAUUUGAACAUUUAAGGCCAGUCUGUAACUUUGUGUGCCUGUCAAAUGUGGAGAACUGCCACGUUAGUUCUCAUUUGGCUGAAAUGAUUUUUCUUUUUGAGGAAAGUUAUCACAAAAACACAAGGCUCUUCUUUGCCUUUUUCAUAGGCUUGUCAUUGUGGGCGGCAUCAGCCAGCAAGCCAACACCGGUACAUAUUUCUCCACACCUUCCCUCCAACUAUUAUCUGUAAGUUGAGUGCAUUUAGUGAACAUCACUGGGGACAUACAGCAGCCUUACUGAUUGACACAUUGAAAACAGAAGUGACAUUCACAGAAGUAGAUAGCAGCUGCAAGUGGGUGGGAUCAUGUCUAACGUCUAACGAUGUUGUGAUUUUAACUCAAUUGUUGCAGAGAAGAACAUAAACUGGAGUGGCAGCACUUCAGGUUCAGCUGGUUCUGCCAACUUCUCUAUAUAGACAGUUAAAAGUAUAUGAUGGAAUAGAUUGAUGUGAGGCCUGUAUUUUAUUUUUGUUCAGCCUGUGUUGAUCUGCUCUCAUGACCUGUAGUCUAUUUUAUACUCACCAUUUUUAAUUAGUUUUAUAAGCUAUUAAGAUGUACUGGCUAUGUUUUUAUAAUCUUAUUUAGUUUAAAAUGUAUGUGUUUUUUUCUGCGUUAAAAGUCAAACUUUGCACUGUCAUAGUGUUGACUUUAUUCUAAUGGAAGCCUUGUAAAGUCAGUAACACUGGUGUCUGGCAGUGUUCUUGGAGGACUUAAAGGAAAAGUUUGACAUUUUAGAAAAUAUAUUGCUUUUCUGCUGAGACUUUGGUGAGGCGUUUGAUAACUACUCUCAUGCCUGUACAGUAAAUAUGAAGCUACAGCCAGCAGCUGGCUAUUUUAGCUUAGCAUAAAGACAGGAAACAGGGGGAAACAGCUAGCCAGGCUCAUAAAAGGAAACUAAAUCUACCCACCAGCACCUCUAAAGCUCGCUGAUUAACAUGUUGCAUCUCAUUUGUUUAAUUCGUACAAAAAAUGGAAGUAUAAAAAUUACAAUUAUAUCAGGCUAUUUCUUGGCCAUGUCAAGCAACGGUGAAGUAUCUGUUAUAAACUUGGGUUUAUGUACAAACAAACAAACAAGAUGCAAUGUGUUAAUUACUGAGCUUUAGCACUUAGCUUUGGCAAGCCGUUUCCCCCUGUUGCCAGUCUUUGUGCUAAGCUAAGCUGACUGGCUGCUGGGUGUAGCUUCAUAAUUACUGUACAGCCAUGAGAUUGGCAUCACUGGUCUCAUUUAAUACUCAGCAAGAAAGCAAAUAAAUGUGUUUCCCAAGAUAAUUAACUCUUUCUUUAAGCCUCCUGCCAUGACAAGCCUAACCUUCCCCUCUACGGCAAAAGUAGAUGAACUUUUGACAGUCCAGAGAGAGGUUGCAGACUGUGCCACUGGUAAGCCAUAUGCUACUUCUAUUAUUAAAUAUAACACAGAUAUUUGAGGUAAUUAAAUGGUUGUAUAAUUCAUUCUUGCCUAUGCUGGAUAUUAACCAUUAGCCCAGCAUUGGACAUUUCUACCUCCAUCACUCAGGCACAUAAUGAAAAUAUUUUGUGUCCAUUUGCUUGCUUCAAAGAUGCUGACAUAUCAAAUUCUCAGCAACAUGUCAGACAUGUCAACAAUCAGUGGUUCUCUGUGACAGAAUAUUUAAUUCGUCGGUACCAGACUUUUUAUAGCUGUACCCCCAUGGUUAUGCUGUAGUUGCUUCUUCAACUGUGAUUGUUUAUUUUCUUCUGUUAAUGGUUUGUGCACCGUUUGACAAUUUCUUACUGUAUUUUCAUUUAUCAUGAGCUGAGCAACAGUUUAUCAUGAACAUGUUUUUUUAAAGGUGCUAUGUGUAGUAUUCUCUAAUUAAAGAAUAUGUAUUACUGUUAAAUUAUAACUUGGACCAUGGAUGUGACCGUGGUGUUCCAACAUUACCUCUUGAGAUCUACUCAAUAUUCAUUUGUUUCAUUAAACAUUAAGUGAUUCUUGAUUUGCUGACGAAUCCUGAAAAAUGGACUGUUGAUUUUGGAUGAAGUCAGUCACUUUUGCUUCUUUAUUGUCAGACUGGCAGCUGAAUAUUUAGAAGCAAAAGGGGGAAGAUAAUCAGAUUUGCUGCUAUUAAGAGGUUCAUAGUGACUAUAAAGUGUAGCACAUAUGUUAUUUCAUUAGGUAGUGUGAUAUUUAGUGGAAAUCCUACACAUAAUACCUUUAAGUGAAAGACGUAUUAUGAUUUUUCUCAUGGUAAAGACAAAGAAAUUUGUCCAAUUGUGAUUUUGUUUUUCUUUCUGGUGUCUUACACUGAAUUUGUGUUUUAAAAAAAAUAUUUUCUGGAGAAAAAAAAAGUACAAACACAAACAUUUCAGUUGUACGAAUUUAUCAUGUAUUUUUUGCUUUAUUAAAAGUGUAUACUCAUUGUGGGCGGUGUUUUCAGUAAUGUUUCAAUUUUGUUAAUUUAUUACUUAAAUGUUGAAAAUAUUAAACUUUUAAAACAUGACACUUGGUACAAACAUACAGUAUAUAUUUAAAUAUGAUACUUUGCAUGUGCACUAACUGUGUUGGAUUAAACUGCAUUAAGUUUAAAUAAAAUGGGUUUGAUGCCCAAAAUGUCA
Molecule: messenger RNA, 6788 nt
Organism: Micropterus dolomieu (smallmouth bass)
Lineage: Eukaryota; Metazoa; Chordata; Actinopteri; Centrarchiformes; Centrarchidae
Gene: nudt14
Product: nudix (nucleoside diphosphate linked moiety X)-type motif 14
Exons: 5
Coding region: 75-824 (249 amino acids)
Biological process (GO): ribose phosphate metabolic process; nucleoside phosphate metabolic process
Molecular function (GO): metal ion binding; UDP-sugar diphosphatase activity
Source: RefSeq, a predicted model, not a curated record